UACCCCAAAUCGGAAAAUAUGGUUUCGUCAAUGAUUUCGAUCAAGACGGUGCUAAUCUCCACCGGAAUCGCCGCAGUGUCUCUGUUUCUGAAGUCCUCUGUUCCUAUCGCAGUAGACUUCUCUGUAUCACGAUUCCCAAUCUUCUGGAGUUCCUUUCUCUCGUGGCUGAAACCGCCGUACCUCUUCGUCGUCAUCAACAUCAUAAUCACUAUUAUUGUAGCUUCUUCCAAGUAUUAUCAGAGCAUUGGUGACGGUGAAGACGACGAGACUUUAACCGGUGACGAAUUUACGAUUCAGAAUGUCAUCAGCCAAGCUCCUCCGCCACUGCUGGAAGUGACGGAUGUAGAUCUGGACGCUGAUUUCGAUUUUGCGGCGAUGAUUCCUUCUCCGAUACUCGUUGCGGAGGUGGAGAGAUCGGAGGUUGUGUAUAAAGAGAAGGAGGAGGGACUGAUUAACGGUGGAGAUGAGUUUAUUGUGUUGGAAGAAUCGGAGAAUCUCCCUCCGGCUGAGAAACCACUGGCCUCGGUUAGAGCCAGCCACCGGAAACCGGUCAAAGCGAGUUCAAAAGGCGUUAACAGAAAAAAGGCGUUGAGAGUGGUGAAACCGAAGCGGCACGAGACACUGGAGAACACGUGGAACAUAAUAACGGAGGAGGGGAAAUCAACGCCGUUGACUAGUCAUUACCGGAAAACCAGUAUGUCCGGACUUGACGCCGGCGGCGAUGUAAAACCUGUCUUGAGGAAAGCAGAGACUUUCAGGGACGUUACUAAUUAUCGACACUUGUCUCCGACGGUGACGUCGCCGGUGAAGAUGAAGAAGGAGAUGUCGCCGAGUAGGGAGGAGCUGAAUCGAAGAGUGGAAGCGUUUAUCAAGAAGUGUAAGGAAGAGAGAUUGGAGUCGCUAAAAUUGGAGAAAAAAGUGGCUUAAUUAAACACGAGAUUAAUUAGCUUUUUGUCUUAAUUAUAUAUUAAUCGUUUUUUACUACUAUUUAAUUGUCUUUUCUUUUUCCAUGGUAAUGAAAAAAGGAGAUUUAAACCAUAAUAGAUAUAAUGAGUUUAA
Molecule: messenger RNA, 1059 nt
Organism: Arabidopsis arenosa
Lineage: Eukaryota; Viridiplantae; Streptophyta; Magnoliopsida; Brassicales; Brassicaceae
Source: the annotation of a GenBank genome assembly